UUUUCCAAUUUUUAUGAAUGCAGCGCAAGUAAAGUCUCAUGGGAAUUCAAUCAGCUGAACUCGGCAGUCAUGGCAACAUGUGCAGCACACAGCUUAAUCCAGGAAGCAACUUUCUCUGCAGCUUUUCAGGUUUUUGUUUGAGAGAUGUGGUAGGUGAAACUUGUUGUCAAGUAAGUUAGUGUCAUUAGCAUAAAUUCAACGGGUAACGUUAGCGAGAUACAGACAUAGUUUGACACUCUGAAAAAAAAAAAACGAGCUUCAACGUUAAUUAGCAAGCUAGGUGAAGUUGAUAGCUUAGCUGGCAGGCUAACUAGCUAAGCUGCUAGGUUGCUUACUUCGCAUAUAUGUAGGCUAAGUAGGCUGUAAAAUAGGCUGUAUUCUCAUGAUGUCAACAACAUGUAAGUUGGCUUGCAACGUACGGCAAUUGUUCGGUUGCUAACUCAACUCAACUUUACGGUACAUAGCUAGCUAGGUAAGUGGUUCACGACUAUGUCCGGGGAGCGAGCACCUUUGCCAGCCGGGGGGAACGGCUUACUCCGCGGGGGCCGCACACGGUCUUACGGCAGUUUGGUCCGUUCUCCGCUCUCUCCGGUUCGCCAGAGACGCAUUGAACACAACAUUCAGCCAGGAGAAACUCUACAAGGCUUGGCCCUGAAAUAUGGAGUGUCUAUGGAGCAGAUCAAAAGAGCGAACAGACUGUACACCAAUGACUCGAUAUUCCUGAAAAAGUCCCUGUUAAUCCCUGUGCUGUCAGACUUGGACCACUGUAAUAACGGGGUGGAUUUGGUUGAAGGGAACAGUGAAGAAGACUGUGCCUCUGCUCAAAAUGGGCACACGGGGAGCUCCUCUGAGAGGAAACAAAAUGAUGGCGAAGAAAGGGUGGCAGACCUUACUCCAGUGGAUUUUUUGAAAAGGUUGGAUUGCUUGAUAAAUCAGUCGAAGCAGGCUGCUGUCAAAGGAUGCCAGGAAGCAGAGCAAAGGGUUGCUGCCCUAGAAGCAGCUUGCACCAGCAGGACAUCAGACUGUCGGCCGCUUACAAGGUCGCAAAGUGUCAAUUUGUCUUCCAGAAUGCAGCAGCAGGCAUCACAUGUGGCAGUGCCCCUAACUAUCACCAAACUCACCAAGAAACUGAGAGACCACGAAGAUGAGAUAUUCCAGCUGUGACAUGUUGUUCUUCCUGUCGCACCCUUGAUCAUUAAAGAAAGCCACAUCACAUGGUUUGGCCUCCAGGACAGUAGAGCAUUAUAGAUAAAGUGAUCCUGCUGCUGAAUGAACCUAAAGUAUUUUCAUAUUUGCCAUAUUUAAUGUAGACCUUGACAGGUUUUUGAAAAUGAACACUGCACUUGUAGUCUUAUUUGUUUCGUGAGACAAACUGUAGAUGAUGUGUGAGUUUAGCUGUGUUUAGCAUGUUUUCAACAGCAGGAAACCAGAGUGUGAAAUAUUGAAACUGAGAUUUCGCAGUCACAAGUUGCUUCAGUCAUAUGACUCUUCAUAUUUACAACCCAACAAGUGGUUUGUGUGUAAUGCUACCUCACAGCCCGAUAAUGCAAAGAUGGCCAAGUUUUGUGACUAAAACCUUUUAUUCAUAGUAUGAAUAUAUAUAGACAUAUAUGUUAACUGGAAUAUUACUGGAAUAUUAGCACAAUGUUGCUCAUGAAUUGAGCUCUGUUACUGCUGAAAGAAUUACAUUAUAAUGUAGCCAAAAUUUAGAAAAGAGACAUUUUAGAAUGUUUUGGAAGCAAUAUUUUUAUUAUGUCAUUCAUAUUUCCUUUUAUUUAUUAGUUU
Messenger RNA from Etheostoma cragini (Arkansas darter), 1785 nucleotides. It is a transcript of the gene lysmd1, whose product is annotated as LysM, putative peptidoglycan-binding, domain containing 1. Bases 490 to 1164 code for a protein of 224 amino acids. NCBI's taxonomy places the organism in Eukaryota, Metazoa, Chordata, Actinopteri, Perciformes, Percidae. The transcript has 3 exons. The record is from RefSeq and is a predicted model, not a curated record.